AUAUAUGUAGAUAUGUAUCUGUAUCUGCUGUCCGUACCCAUUUGCACGCAAAUCUUCCGCAGCCAAUGCAUCUGCUUGAUUGUGGGAUUUUGAGUCCUCCCUGCGUUGCAGUCAUGCCAGCAAGCAGCACGGCCGUAUGGGCCAUAGCUGGCUGAAACGAUGCGUGUAGAAGGCCGGCCCCAGCCGAGCGGGGACUGCGAGAGGGACCGUUUCAGCAAGGAUGAGGUGCUGCGCGCAGUGGCUGCGCUGCUGGCGUCACCCGCGGCGCCCCAGGACCAAGCUGCUGCAGCCUCGGCCCGGCGCACCGCCGACAAGCUCCUGUGCGACUUCCAGCGGUCCGACAGCGCUGUGCCUGUGUGCCUGGAGCUACUGGCAGGCGCCAGGCAGCUGCCUCCCGAGGCCGUCAAGCUGCUCUCGUCCACCGUGAGGAGGCGGCUCCAGGCGCGCGGCGCGGGGCCCGGCGACCCUCCCCCCGCGGAGGUGCUGCGCCUUGCCGGCGCCGUGCAGCUGGAGUCCUCGGCGGCGUCGGGUGCAGGGGAGCUGCUCGUGCGGGGAGCCGUUGCGAUGUGGCUGCACGCAGGCGGGCCGCUGCCCACCGAGGCUCUGCUCGUGGAGGCCGCUGGAGCCGACGCGGCCAAGGCGGAGCUGGCGCUGCUGGCGCUCCGUGCGCUGCCAGAGGAGGCCAACGCGAAGGAGGUGAAGAUCGACAGCGUUCGGCCCCAGCUGCUGCUCGAGAUCGCCUCCACGGCGACGGACGUGCUCCAGUGCACCGGGCGGCUGGAGCUCCCGCGGCCUGCGCUCGCCCUGUCCGCGGCCACGAGCUGGCUCCUCAUGAGCGACAGCAGCGUGCAGGCGCUCGACGAGCUUGCCGCGUCGCCGCUGCUGGCUGUGGCGGCCAGGCUGCUGGCUGGCCCUUCAGGCGCACAGGACUCCGGGCACAGCUCUGCGGUGGCGGCAGAGUUCUUGGAGGCGCUGCUGCAGAAGUCCCGCUGCGCCCCAGCGUGCCCGGAGAAGCUGGCGCACGCGCUGCUUCGCCUGCUGGCCGAGGUGCAGCCCUCCAGCGCUGCGGAGCGCACCACCCUCUGCGGCCUGGUGGCGUCGGCCACCAGCGCCUGGUGCCGCUUCUUUGUUGUCGCGGAGUCGCCGCCGGCGCCCGCGUGGGCGACCUUGCUCGACGCGCUCAUGGCUGGCACGCGCUGGGGCCACCAGUUCGCUGCGCUCACGAUGCAGACCUGGGUGGCCCUGGGGGAGCAUGUCGUCAAGGUGGGUGCUACCAGGGCGUACGCGAUGGUGCUCGUGCGCGCCAUGGGCGCUCUCCGCGCGGCUUCUGUUUACACGGAGCGUUACGAGCACCUCACCGCUGAGGCGCGGGACGAGUUCGUGGAGUAUCGGAGGGAGCUGCGGGACGCGCUGCGGCUGCUGACGGCCAGUGCCGAGGCGCGCCACGCGCUCCUGGAGCAGCUGCAGGCCGACGUCGCCUCGGGCCUCCGCGGGCCGUGGCGGCCGCUGGAGGAGGCCGUGCACGCGCUGUCGGCGCUCGCCAAGGCGGUGGUGGUCUCUGCCUCCGGCGGCCCUGCGGAGGCGCAGGCCGCGGCUGUGGUUGUGCAGGUCCUCUCGGCGCUCGCGGCGGACGACGGCCCCGUGCUUCGGUGCGACUGCCACCGGCAGCUGGCAGCAACCUACCUCAUGUGCGCCUCGCACUACAUGUCCCUGUUCUUGCAGGACCCAGGCGGGGCCUCUCUGGCCCCGCGCGUCCUGCAGAUGGCGAGGGCCUCCCUGGCGAUCCAGGAGCACCCCGCAGAGGGCGAGGGCUUUGCGUACCCGUUCCGGGUGAAGCAGGACCAUGUGGGCGUCGUCUGCUUGCUGAAGAUUUGCCUCGGCUGUGCUGGGCGCACCCUGUCGCCAGAAGCGGCCGCAGCCUUGCGUGGGGACGUGCGGUCUCAUUUGUCGGAGGCGUCGUCGUCGCGGGGAUCCAGCUCGCUUCAGCCACAUUCGGUGUUGGUGCUGGUGCAGGCGGCAGCCGUGGCGGCGGCGUCCUGGGCAGACGCCUCGGCUGGGCUCUUGGGUGACUGCCUGGCGAUCGCCCGCGAUAGUGGUUCGCCGGCACAGCUUGCCCUGAUGGGGGCCGCAGAGGUCGUGUCCCACGCUGCGGGCGUGCAGGCGGCUGCCCUGGCGGCAGCGCUGGCGCCAUUCUGGGCCUUCCUCUCGGAGGCCCACUUGGACGCCCAGGGCCUCGCGGCCCUGCUGUCGCGUGCCGCAGAGGCCUUGCCAGCGGAGGCGCUGAAGCCGCUGGCACAGCUCGUUGCUGGUGUUUUUACACAGCGCCCCGACGCGAGGGCGCCUCUCCUUGGCGUGACGACGGCGCUCGUGCACCGGUGCGCGCGGGAGGCUCAGGAGCCAGCCGCGGUGACCGCCCUCACGGCCGAGCUGCUGCGCGGCGUGGGCGAGAUCACGUGGGCGCAGCUCGACGCGGAGGGGCGCGCCUCGCGGCGCCUGCGGUUGCUGGCGGACCCGGCCGUGCGCAGCUGCGACGAGGGCGGCGUGGACGUUGAGGUGGUGCUGACGACGGCGGCGGAGCGCGCCGCGAUCGAGGAGUGGGCGCGGCUGGUCCACGAGGCGGGCAGGCACGCGCCCGCGGCGCUGCUCUGCCAGGGUGGCGGGGGGCUCCGGCUGGCGCUGUGUGCGGCCCUGUCGCUGGUGGCCGCCCCGCAGCUGGACCCCCCAGCGCGGGCUCUGGCUCUGCUGGCGCAGGUCUGGGACGAGGCCGGCGGCGUACGAGCUCAGGCGCACGCGGCGCUGGACGCCGUCGGAGUGGCCGGGGUCGAACCGCCCUGGCCCCUGGGGGCGCUGGCGGUGCGAGGCACGAUGAAGGCACUCAUGGGCCAGAUGCCGCCGAACGCCCUGGGCGUGAUCAUGCCCGCCGCGCGCGCCGUCUUCCAGUACGGCCCGGAGGCGGCGGAGGCGUGGGUGGCUAUGGCCGUGGGUGGCGACGGAUUCCCGUCACCCAACACGAAGGAGGAGUCCAAGGCCAGGCUCGUGAAGGAGCUGAUGGAGGCGAGCGGCGAUGCUCAGAGGUUCAAGCAGGCGCUCAAGAGGUUCUGCGGCGGUAAGAAGAAGGGCAAGUGAGUGGUCACUCUUCUAGGGCUGCCCGAACGGUCACCUCAUAAUCAGGUCUGAGCGGCUGCGCGACGCCCCUGGGCUGAGCAAUCCCGUGGCUAUGUUGGGGCAGUUUUUGUUGGGCCCACUUUGGAGGCCUCUUGGAGCCUCUCGGGGGCAUCGUGGGGCCUCUGGUGGGGCUACCUGUGGGCUAUCUGGAGGGCAUCUUGAGGUCUUGGUGGCAUCUGGGGGCCAUCUGGG
This is a messenger RNA of Prorocentrum cordatum, 3357 nucleotides long. NCBI's taxonomy places the organism in Eukaryota, Dinophyceae, Prorocentrales, Prorocentraceae. The record is from the annotation of a GenBank genome assembly.